Exophiala aquamarina CBS 119918 is the source of this 1614-nucleotide messenger RNA. RefSeq lists its product as uncharacterized. The coding region runs from base 1 to 1614 and encodes 537 amino acids. Gene Ontology annotation, molecular function: iron ion binding; oxidoreductase activity, acting on paired donors, with incorporation or reduction of molecular oxygen; monooxygenase activity. The transcript is spliced from 6 exons. The record is from RefSeq and is a predicted model, not a curated record. Lineage: Eukaryota; Fungi; Ascomycota; Eurotiomycetes; Chaetothyriales; Herpotrichiellaceae.
AUGGUUGAAGUCACAGCUAGCCAGCCAUGGGCCUUGUCACCAGUGGCUCUUGUUACAGGAAUCUUCAUCGUUGCUCUGGGAUUCUACAGAGUGCUAAGAAUCGGAAGCCGCGACAAACGACUUCCACCAGGGCCACCAACCGUGCCAAUUUUGGGAAAUCUGCAUCUUAUCCCCAAGACCGGAUUGGGCUUGAAAUUGAAAGAAUGGGGUCAGCAAUUUGGUGGCAUCUACUCGCUCAAGUUUGGUCCUGGAACUGCCAUUGUCUUGUUUGAUCGAAAGGCCAUUCACCAUUUACUGGACAAGAAGGGCACAAUAUACUCCGAACGACCCCACAAUUAUGUGCCUCACCUGGUCACUGGUGGUGAUAGUUUCGCGUUCAUGGACAGCACACCGCUGUGGAGAGCGGAAAGAAAGGUUGCUGCACAUAACCUCUCACCACGCAUGCUGGACGAAAAGGUUGGAAAGAUCCAAGAUGCCGAAUCUGUUAUCUUCCUGAAUGACAUUGUUGAAAACCCAGCGGGCUAUUACAAAAGCUUUAAGCGAAUUACGUCUUCCGUUGCAAACGCAGUGGUAUGGGGUCAUAGAGGCCCUGAAUAUGACAGCUUCUGGGGUCGUGCAGUUUAUGACGCCAUGGACAACUAUUCCGCUUCGCUAGAACCUGGCGCAAACCCGCCAGUCGAUGAAUUCCCUUUCCUUAAAUACCUUCCAUCGCGAUUUGCGUACUGGAAACGACGUGCGAAAAGCUCAUACAAAUGUAUGGAUGACACCUGGACUGAGGCACGUCGAAGAGUGCAAGAGCGGCGCGCUAAAGGCAAGAAGCGCUUGUCAAUAAUUGAUUCAAUACUAGAUGGAGAGAAGCAUGGAGAUCUGCAGGUCACCGACAAGCAGCUGAACCACUUCCUAGGAGUUCUCGUGGAAGGAGGUGCGGAUACCACUGCCUCAGCUACUUUGACCUCGAUCAUGCAUCUGGCGCUUCAUCCUGAAGUCCAGAAGAAGGCUCAAUUGGAACUAGAUGCCGUGUGUGGAACCGACAGACUCCCAUUAUGGUCUGAUUUCGCAGAGCUGCCCUACAUCAAUUGUAUUAUAAAGGAGGCUUUGCGCAUCCACCCAGUGCUUCCGCUGGGCGUCCCACAUCGUGUCAAUCAGGACGAUUGGUAUGAGGGCAUGCUUAUACCUAAGAACGCGACCGUCAUCAUUCCAAUAUGGGGUAUGCACAUGAGCGAGAUGACCGGGUACAAAAGUCCAAUGAUUUACAACCCGGAUCGCUUUCUCGCCUGGCCUCGACUUGCUGAUGCAUACGCUGGAUCUCCUGAUUACAGGAACCGAGACCAUUACACUUACGGCGCUGGUCGACGAAUUUGCCCUGGAAUCCAUCUGGCCGAGCGUACCCAAUUUAGAAUGACGUCGCGGCUUCUUUGGGCGUUUGAAAUCCAGCAAAAGAAGGAUGCAGAUGGGAACUUCAUACCCAUCGAUAUCAAUGCUUAUCACGAAGGUAUCAGCCAUACUCCAAAGGAAUUCCCGGUCGAAUUCAAGUUAAGGAGCCAAGAGCACUUGGAGACCAUUCUUAAGGAACUUCAAGUAGCAAAGGAGUUCCUGCAGCAGUUUGACGAUUAG